Messenger RNA from Micropterus dolomieu (smallmouth bass), 6654 nucleotides. Its product is annotated as Down syndrome cell adhesion molecule-like protein 1 homolog. Gene Ontology annotation, biological process: cell adhesion; axon guidance. The coding region runs from base 366 to 6242 and encodes 1958 amino acids. Gene Ontology annotation, molecular function: protein binding. The record is from RefSeq and is a predicted model, not a curated record. The transcript is spliced from 34 exons. Gene Ontology annotation, cellular component: plasma membrane. NCBI's taxonomy places the organism in Eukaryota, Metazoa, Chordata, Actinopteri, Centrarchiformes, Centrarchidae.
UCAACAGUGAGGAUGUUGUCUCUACGCGGCUGUACUUUGUGAACGCCUCCCUGCAGCGGCUGACCUUCUCCAGCUCGGUGGGGGUGUCCCUGCCCUGCCCUGCGGGCGGCGCACCCCAUGCCAUCCUGCGCUGGUACCUGGCCGCCGGAGACGACAUUUACGACGUGCCCCAUAUACGCCAUGUGCAUGCCAAUGGCACGCUCCAGCUCUACCCCUUCUCCCCCUCCGCCUAUAACAGCAUUAUCCACGACAACGAGUACUUCUGCACUGCUGAGAACCAAGCAGGCAAGAUUCGUAGCCCCAGCAUCCACAUCAAAGCAGUGUUCAGGGAGCCCUACACAGUCCGUGUGGCCGACCAGCGCUCCAUGCGGGGUAAUGUCGCCGUGUUCAAGUGCCUCAUCCCCUCAGCUGUCCAGGAGUACGUCAGCGUUGUGUCCUGGGAGAAAGACACCGUCUCCAUCGUCCCAGGUAACCGUUUCUUCCUGACCUCAUUUGGCGCUCUGUACAUCUCAGAAGUGCAGAAGGAAGAUGCUCUGUCCACCUACCGCUGCAUCACAAAGCAUAAGUACAGUGGAGAGACUCGCCAGAGCAAUGGAGCCAGGCUCUCUGUUAUGGACCCUACGGAGUCCACCCCGUCAGUGCUGGACAGUUUCCAGUCCGGUGAGGUGCAGGUGGGGCACAGUGUUGAGCUGCCCUGCAUCGCAUCAGGAUAUCCAAACCCCGCCAUUCGAUGGCUAAAGGAUGGUCGGCCAUUACCGGCAGACUCCCGCUGGACGCGACGCAUCACUGGGCUUACCAUUUCCGACUUGAGGCUCGAGGAUAGUGGAAACUACAUUUGUGAGGUCACCAACAGUUUUGGCUCCAAAGAGGUGACAGGUCACCUCAACAUCAUAGAGCCACUGCGGGUCACCUUGUCUCCCAAGAACCUGAAGACGGGAAUCAGCAGUACAGUCAUCCUAUCCUGUGCCGUCCAGGGUUCCCCCCACUUUAUUGUUUCCUGGUACCGUAACACAGAACCUGUCCUGCCCGAUCAGCACUUUUCCAUCCAGGGGGCUCACAAUGAGACAUUGUUCAUUUCUGCAGCACAAAAGAGACACUCAGGAGCUUACCAGUGCUUUGCCACGCGCAAGGGCCAGACUGCCCAGGACUUCUCCAUCAUACUGCUGGAAGAUGGUACACCCCGUAUUGUUGCCUCCUUCAGCGAAAGGGUGGUGGUCCUGGGUGAACCGUUUUCCCUGAUGUGCGCCGCCAAAGGAGCGCCUCCACCCACCAUCACCUGGACACUGGACGACGAGCCUGUGGCCCGGGACCUAUCACGUGUCAGAGCCAGCCAAUACACACUGUCCGAUGGCAGCACAGUGAGCCAUGUCAACGUCAGCAGCCCGCAGAUUCGCGAUGGAGGAGUGUAUCGGUGCGCCGCACGAAACUCGGCCGGUAGCGCCGAGUACCAAGCGCGCAUAAACGUAAGAGGUCCUCCGAGGAUUCGGCCUAUGAAGAACAUAACUGCAGUGGCAGGAAGAAACACUUUCAUAAACUGCCGUGUGAUUGGGUACCCUUAUUACUCAAUCAACUGGUACAAGGAGGGGCUUCUGCUGCCUGACAACCAUCGCCAGGUGGUGUAUGAGAAUGGCACUCUGAAGCUCAGCGAUGUUCAGAAGGGGAUGGACGAGGGGGCAUAUGUCUGCAGUGUGCUCAUCCAACCGCAGCAGUUCAUCACGCAGACUGUCUAUGUUACUGUCAAAGUUCCUCCACUGAUUCAGCCCUUUGACUUUCCACCGACUUCCAUCGGGAAAUUGAUGUACAUCGCCUGCGUGGUGUCAUCUGGAGACAUGCCCAUACGUAUCACGUGGCGGAAGGACGGGCAGGAGAUCGUGCCCUCAUCGGGAAUCACCAUCGACACAAAGGAGUUUAUGAGCUCCCUCCAGAUAUCCAAAGUGUCGCUCAAACACAAUGGAAACUACACUUGCAUUGCCAGCAAUGAUGCUGCCACUGUCAGCACAGAGAGGCAGCUCACUGUUACAGUGCCUCCUCGAUUUGUGGUUCAGCCCAACAACCAGGAUGGGAUCUAUGGGAAAGCAGGAAUCCUAAAUUGUUCAGUAGAUGGAUACCCUCCUCCCAAGGUCAUGUGGAAGCAUGCCAAAGGUACACUAGCGGGUAUUGGGAAUCCACAGCAAUACCACCCUGUGCCUCUGACUGGCCGUAUCCAGAUUGUGAGUAACGGAUCUCUACUCAUCAGACAUGUCCUGGAAGAAGAUCGUGGCUUCUACCUAUGUCAAGCCUCCAAUGGUGUGGGCUCAGACAUCAGCAAGAGCAUGGUCCUCACUGUCAAGAUCCCAGCAAUGAUCACCAGUCACCCCAACACUACCAUGGCAAAGAAGGGCCACGUGAAGGAGCUGAACUGCACAGCCAGGGGAGAAUGGCCCAUCAUCAUCCGCUGGGAGCGAGGGGACACGGUCAUUGACCCUGACCGCAACCCCCGGUACUCCAUUACCACAAGUCCCAAUGAGAAGACAGACGAGGUGUUGUCUACACUCAAGCUAAAGCCAGCGGAGCGUGAGGAUUCAGUGUUCUUCUCUUGUCAUGCCAUCAACUCUUACGGAGAAGGACGAGGCUUGAUCCAGCUCACUGUGCAAGAGCCUCCAGACCCUCCAGAGUUGGAGGUGCGAGAAGUGAAAGAUCGCAGUAUGAACCUCCGGUGGACACAGAGAUUUGACGGAAACAGCGUCAUUACCUCUUACGAUAUUGAGUAUAAGAACAAGACAGAUUCAUGGGAGCUGAAGCAUGCCACACGAAACAUCUCCCCCACAAACAAUCAGGCCAACAUAGUAGACCUUCACCCUGCAUCUGUCUACAGCAUCCGCAUGUACUCCUACAACUCUAUAGGCAAGAGUGAGGCCAGUAAGGAACUCACCAUCAGCACAGAGGAAGCACAGCCUGAUGGUCCUCCCAUGGAUGUGAUCCUACAACCAGUGACCUCUCAGAGUAUCAGGGUCACCUGGAAGGCUCCCAGGAAGGAGCUGCAGAAUGGGGUGAUCCGGGGUUACCAGAUCGGUUACAGAGAGAACGGCCCAGGCAGUAACGGCCAGUACAGCAUUGUGGAAAUGAAGGCCACUGGAGACAGUGAGGUCUACACCCUGGAUAAUCUGAAGAAGUUUGCCCAGUAUGGUGUGGUUGUCCAGGCCUUCAACAGAGCUGGCACAGGGCCCUCUAGCUCAGAGAUCAAUGCUACAACAUUGGAAGAUGUGCCUAGUCAGCCUCCUCAGAAUGUGCGAGCCAUCUCUGUGACAUCAGACGAGGCAGUCAUCACAUGGGCUGAGCCUCCCAGGAUGACACUGCAUGGUGUAUUGAAGGGAUAUCGCGUCGUGUUCUGGGCCGUUUUUCCGGACGGAGAAUGGGGUGAAAUGCAAAACAUCACGACCACCAAGGAGCAGGUGGAGCUCAGAGGGCUGGAGAAGUUCACCAACUACAGCAUCCAGGUGCUGGCCUACACCCAGGCUGGAGACGGGGUCCGUAGCAACGUCCUGUAUAUCCAAACCCGUGAAGAUUACCCCGGACCCCCAGCUGGCAUCAAAGCUGUGCCCUCCUCCGCCAGCAGUGUCGUGGUGUCCUGGUUACCCCCUCACAAGCCAAAUGGAAUCAUCCGCAAGUACACCAUCUACUGCUCCAGCCCUGGGUCAGGCCAACCGCUGCCCAGCGAGUAUGAAGCCAAUCCAGAGCUGCUGUUCUACCGAAUCACUCACCUCAACCACAGGCAGCAGUACUUGAUCUGGGCUGCAGCUGUUACCACUGCAGGCCGAGGUAACUUCAGUGACAAGGUCACUGUGGAGCCAGCGGCCAAGGCCCCUGCUAAGAUCCUGUCAUUUGGGGGUACAGUGACCACUCCUUGGAUGAAGGAGGUGCGACUUCCCUGUAGCUCAGUAGGAGAACCUACACCUACUAUAAAAUGGACCAAAGACAGUGAGGACACAGCCAUCCCAGUGUCUCUAGAUGGACAGCGUCUCAUUCUGGCCAAUGGGACACUGGUGCUGCGCUCUGUCAAAGCUGAAGAUUCUGGUUACUACACCUGCACGGCCACUAACACACUGGGCUUUGACACUAUCAUAGUUAACCUUUUAGUACAAGUCCCUCCAGACCAGCCCCGUCUAACCGUCUCCACCACCUCGACCUCCUCCAUCACUCUGGCGUGGAUACCAGGAGACAACGGAGGCAGCUCUAUCAGAGGUUUUGUUCUGCAGUACUCUGUGGACAACACAGAGGAAUGGAAAGAUGUUUUCAUCAGUUCUAGUGAGCGCUCCUUCAAAUUGGAUAACCUGCGUUGUGGCACCUGGUAUAAAGUUAAGCUGGCUGCAAAGAACAGUGUUGGAGCCGGACGCAUCAGUGAGAUCAUUGAGGCAAAGACCCACGGACGAGAACCCCAGUUCAACAAAGAUCAGCCGGUCUUUACCCAUAUUAACUCCAGCCACGCCCGCCUCAACCUGCAGGGUUGGGCCAGUGGAGGCUGUCCAAUCAGCGCUGUCACACUGGAGUUUAGACCAAAAGGGACAUGGGCAUGGCAGAAUGUCCGUACCAAUGCCACCACAGAUGUGUUCCUGGCAGAGCUGCGUGAGGCAACCUGGUAUGAGUUGAAGAUGAAAGCCUGUAACAGCGCUGGCUGUGGAAACCAGAGCUCCCAAUUUGCAACACUGGACUAUGAUGGCAGCACAAUUCCACCAAUCAAAUCCCCCCUGGAAAAGAAUGACGAUGUCAAGAAGCUGUUUUCUAUUGGCUCUCCUGUGAUCUUAGUCACUCUGGGUGUUGCGCUGCUCUUCAUCAUUCGCAAGAAACGCAAGGAAAAGAGACUAAAGAGACUAAGAGAUGCCAAAAGCCUGGCAGAGAUGCUGAUCAGUAAAAACAACCGCAGCUUUGACACCCCAGUGAAGGGACCUCCUCAGGGCCCACGAUUACACAUUGACAUACCCAGAGUGCAGCUGCUAAUUGAGGACAAAGAAGGCAUCAAGCAAAUCGGUGAGGAUAAAGCCACUAUCCCUGUGACAGACACAGAGUUCAACCAAACUGGGAACCCUCAGAGCUUUUGCACAGGUGUGUCUGUCCAUCACCCUGCCCUCAUCCAGAACACCGGCCCUUUGAUUGACAUGUCAGACAUCAGACCAGGAACCAACCCAGUGUCAAGGAAGAGUGUUAAAUCAGCACAUAGCAUCAGGAACCGCUACUCCAGUCAGUGGACUCUGACCAAGUGCCAGGCCUCCACGCCAGCCCGUACUCUCACCUCAGACUGGCGCACAGUUGGCUCCCAGCAUGGCAUCACUGUCACAGAGAGUGACAGCUACAGUGCCAGCCUCUCACAGGACACAGAUAAAGGUCGCAACAGCAUGGUGUCGACAGAGAGCGCCUCCUCCACCUACGAGGAGUUGGCAAGAGCAUAUGAGCAUGCCAAGCUAGAGGAACACCUGCAGCAUGCCAAAUUUGAGAUUACUGAGUGCUUUAUUUCUGACAGCUCAUCUGAUCAGAUGACCACAGGUACCAAUGACAAUGCAGACAGCAUGACGUCCAUGAGCACACCGUCAGAGCCCGGUAUCUGCCGUUUCACUGCCUCGCCACCCAAGCCCCAGGACUAUGAUCGUGGCAAGAAUGUAGCUGUGCCCAUUCCACACCGCGCCAAGAGUGACUACUGCAACCUACCCCUCUACAUGAAGUCAGAUCCCUUCUUCCGAAAGCAGUCGGAGCAUCAUGACCCAUGUCCAGUGGUUCCACCACGUGAAGCCUCUAUUCGUGGCCUGGCCCAGCGGGCAUACCAUACCCAGGGCCGUCAUGUGACUAUGGACUCAAAGCAGCAGGCCCUAAGUAUGGGCCACUCUGGCCUGUCCAACCUCACUUCCUCUGGGGCUUCCUCAGGAGCAGCAGGAGGCGGUGGGAGUGGGAGUGGAGGGGCGUCUAUUUGUUCUAGCAGCUCCACACUUCCCCAGAGGACUCUCACCAUGCCCGGCUCCUCUGCCUCAGUGGCCCAGAGUGCAGCGGCAGCUGCUGCAGCUACAGCUGCGGCUGCUGGGGCAUCAUCAUCCUCCGGUGGAGGUGGGGUAGCUGGGGCCACAGGAGGGACUCCUGGAGGUGCCUCCUCAUCCUCCUCCAAGAUGGGAGGAUCCAGAGACUCUCUCCUGGAGAGCAGCUCCUCGGGUUUAGGCAGACUACAGAAGCAGAGGGAUGGAGGGGCAGGGGCCUACUCCAAGUCAUACACACUGGUGUAGCCUGCCAUCACUGCGGCCUGUCACUGUAACUCUUAAUAGAAUGCUGAUCAAGCCAGCGCUUGCCUGGAACCUCUAUGGAAAAGUGGGGUUAGGAACAUACAUGUGCACAGAUGACCCGUCAGUGCCUGCACUGUGCCAGGCUACAGGGGGCUGGUUGGGUUCCCAUUGACACUACUAUAUGAAGGGGUCAGAGUUGGGUCUCCACAGCACAGGGGUUUGCCUUUCUUUCUGCCUGACUGCUUUCUAUUAUUAUUGUGUCAUCUUUAUCUCUUAUUUCAUCACCCUGGAAAUCACUUGCCAAAACACAAAUGAUUUAUCUGUUCACUUCAUAUUUUCAUUUUUGGGUAAGGACACAGUACUUAUGCACAAAAUGGCUUUCCAUGUGCACUGUCUUGUUUUCUGGAUCAAGACA